GAGGGACGGACUGCUCGGACCCUGCUACUAACACCAUGAACGAAACAGCGUCCAGCGGUCAGGUGAUGACUUUUAAAGCCUCCAGAGCACAGAGAUUCAUCCAGCUCGUGCAAACGGCCGCUCACACCAGCUGCAAAUUCUUCUGCAUGCCUUUCUCUGAGAAGGCUGCAUGUUGUCCAGAUAAGACGCUUCAACCCGAGGAGAAAAAUACAAACGAGCCACUCCAACACUCGCCGUCAGCUGUUUUGAUUGUCAACAUCAGCAACUCCACCCUCAUUGACUGCGUCAUCGGGGACUCCUACCCGUGCGCUGUGGCUGACCGGCACCCUCUGAUGCGGGAGUCUCAGCUCCUAAAGUCUGCUCGGGUGAGGUGCAGCUGCUGCCACAAACGGCAGGAGGCCACUCCUCCUUCACCCCCCGUCUCACCAGGAGAGCAUCAGAACAUCAGCAUCCACAGCUCGAGCCUCAACUGCGUCAUCAUCGGAGACAACAACCACAUGCGCACGGAACUGAGCGAGCCGUUUGUCUGAAACAGGAGCUUUAC
This is a messenger RNA of Nematolebias whitei (Rio pearlfish), 544 nucleotides long. RefSeq lists its product as uncharacterized. NCBI's taxonomy places the organism in Eukaryota, Metazoa, Chordata, Actinopteri, Cyprinodontiformes, Rivulidae. The record is from RefSeq and is a predicted model, not a curated record. Bases 36 to 530 code for a protein of 164 amino acids. The transcript has 5 exons.